Coturnix japonica (Japanese quail) is the source of this 3689-nucleotide messenger RNA. RefSeq names its product pre-mRNA processing factor 39 (gene PRPF39). Lineage: Eukaryota; Metazoa; Chordata; Aves; Galliformes; Phasianidae. Gene Ontology annotation, cellular component: U1 snRNP; U2-type prespliceosome; commitment complex. Gene Ontology annotation, molecular function: protein binding; pre-mRNA 5'-splice site binding. The record is from RefSeq and is a predicted model, not a curated record. Gene Ontology annotation, biological process: RNA processing; mRNA 5'-splice site recognition.
GGGAACUCGGGCCCGUAACUCGGAGCCGCAGCCACGCGGCACCAGCUGGUGGCCGGGCAGGACGGGCAGGACGGGCACUGAGCGCCUGUGUGUCACACGGCCCGUGGGUGCGGGGUAUUGCAGACAAACCACCGAGAAACGGAUUCGCACAUAAGCGAUGUAGGACCGGACAGCAUGGAAAACUCAACUGUGCAGAACUCGGAUAAUACAGAGGAGGAGAAGGCAACGAUGGCAACGGCUGUAAGCAAUGACAGCACUGGCAAUGGCGCUGAAACAUCAACAGAAGAGCAGAAUAUGGACUUCAGCACAGAAAUUAUGAGUGUAACUGAGAUGGAACAAUCGCCUGAUAGUUCUCCUGACCUGAAUGAAGACAACACACAAGAAGAGGGUGAAAUCCCAAAUAUUGGAAGUUUACAGACGACAGAUAUUGAGGCUGGAUUCCCUCCGGAUUUUGACAAGUUCUGGAGAGUAGUAGAGGACAAUCCCCAGGAUUUCACAGGAUGGGUCUAUCUGCUACAGUACGUGGAGCAAGAGAACCACUUACCAGCUGCCAGGAAAGCAUUUGACAAGUUUUUCACGCACUAUCCAUAUUGCUAUGGGUACUGGAAGAAGUAUGCAGACCUAGAAAAGCGACACGACAACAUUAAGCAAUCCGAUGAGGUUUAUCGCAGAGGGCUUCAGGCAAUUCCUCUUAGUGUUGAUCUUUGGAUACAUUAUAUAAACUUCUUAAAAGACACCUUGGACCCUGAUGACCCCGAAGCUAACAGUACUAUUCGAGGAGCCUAUGAACAUGCAGUUUUAGCUGCUGGGACAGAUUUCCGUUCUGACAGACUGUGGGAAAUGUAUAUAAACUGGGAAGAUGAGCAGGGAAACCUGAGGGAAGUUACAUCCAUAUAUGAUCGUAUCCUUGGAAUUCCAACACAGCUCUACAGUAAUCACUUCCAAAGGUUUAAAGACCAUGUCCAGAACAACUUGCCUCGGGACCUCCUGACUGCUGAGCAGUUUGUUCAGCUGCGCAGGGAGCUCGCAUCUGUGAAUGGCCAUGCAGGGGGCGACGCGUCGGCUGGCGACGAUCUGCCCUCGGGUACCGAGGAUAUCACUGACCCUGCCAAGCUAAUCACUGAAAUAGAGAACAUGAGGCACAGAAUCAUUGAGAUUCAUCAGGAAAUGUUCAAUCACAAUGAACAUGAAGUCAGUAAGAGGUGGACAUUUGAAGAAGGGAUAAAGAGGCCUUACUUUCACGUGAAACCUUUGGAGAAAGCUCAGCUAAAAAACUGGAAAGAGUACUUAGAAUUUGAGAUAGAAAAUGGGACGCAUGAACGAGUUGUGGUCCUCUUUGAGAGAUGUGUUAUUUCAUGUGCCCUCUAUGAGGACUUCUGGAUUAAGUAUGCCAAAUACAUGGAGAAUCAUAGUAUUGAAGGAGUGAGGCAUGUCUACAGCAGGGCUUGCACAAUACAUCUUCCUAAGAAACCGAUGGUUCACAUGCUGUGGGCUGCCUUUGAGGAACAGCAGGGCAACAUUGAUGAGGCGAGGAGAAUCCUGAAGACAUUUGAGGAGUGCAUUCUAGGCCUAGCAAUGGUUCGCUUGCGAAGAGUGAGCUUAGAGCGCAGGCAUGGGAACAUGGAAGAAGCCGAGCGCCUGCUGGAAGAAGCUGUUAGGAAUGCCAAGUCAGUUAGUGAAUCGUCAUUCUAUGCCAUCAAAUUAGCUCGGCACCUCUUCAAAGUGCAGAAAAAUCUUCCAAAGGCAAGAAAAGUGCUGUCAGAUGCCAUAGAAAUCGACAAAGAAAACACAAAACUGUAUCUCAACUUGCUUGAAAUGGAGUACUGUGGUGAUCUCACACAAAACGAAGAAAACAUUUUGAGCUGUUUUGAUAAGGCUGUGAAUGGCUCGCUGUCUAUAAAAAUGAGGGUUACGUUUUCACAGCGAAAAGUGGAAUUUCUUGAAGAUUUUGGUUCUGAUGUAAACAAGCUUUUGGAUGCCUAUGACGAACACCAAGCACUUCUGAAGGAGCAGGAUACUUUAAAGAGGAGAGCAGAAAACGGAGCGGAGGAGCCAGAUGAGAAGAAAAUGCUCACGGAGGAACAAACCAUGGCAUCAGCACAGAUGAUGGAUGGAGACAUGCAGGUCAAUCAGGCAGCAUACAACUAUAAUGCCUGGUAUCAGUACAAUUACCAGAACGCGUGGAAUUACGGACAGUAUUAUUCUCCUUCAACUUGAUCAGAGCAGCGGGUGACGUUCACUGUGCAGUAUCAACAAAGAGUAAAAUAUAUUUUUCUAAAUUAGGGUUGUGAAAGAACUGUUGUAAUACCUGCUUUUUGGUCUUCUGCAUGUAAAAUGAGCUGAUGUUCACAGGGUAUGUGUGAAGCAAGAAUUGUGUGCUGGUAACUGAUAAAUGGUAUCUGUACAAUUCUAGUUUACCAUAAAUGCAUUUUUUAAAUUCCCUGCACUAACUUAUGGAGCUCUCUGAAGCGUUUUGUUCGGUCUCGUAGCGAUCCCUGCAGUGCUGACCUGCUCUGGCUGCCCCUCCACGCUGCUCCCUUGUUUCUCCUCAGGCCACAUGGAUAAUGUAGGAUUUCCCCAAUAAACCCAGCAGCUCAGUGUGCCCGGCUGAGGGCAGGGACGAUGCUCAGCCCUUGGCACCAUGGGCAGAACGGGCUCAGUGUGUGGAAGAUGAAUUUGUAACAGAGUAGGGCGGUGAGAACUAACAGCAAACUGAGAACACUGUCCUGCUGCUCCCCUUCUUCCCAGGUUCAACGUCUGCCUCAAUUCUUCCACCUUCUCCCCACUAAGUGCCAUGGGGUGGGAGUGAGGGUUGUGGUCAGGCUGUACAAUGUCUUCUCUGCUCCUCUCCUUUCCUUGUGCUCUUCCCUGCCCCAGGGUGGGUCCUUCCCCUGCCUUCAGGAGCGUUUCCCACAUGGCUGCAGGAUUUGAUCCAGGCACUGAUCCAGCUGGGUGUCCUCUGGGCUGCAGCUGCUGCCAGACCCCCUGCAUCAGGGUGGGCCAACCCCCACCGGGCUGCAGCAGCCUCGGGGCACAGCCACCUGCUCUGCGUGGCCCCUACAGGCUGCAGGGUCCAUCUGCUGCAGUGCACAGAGCACCUCCUGCCCCUGGCUGACACUGGGGCUGCAGGGGAUGCUUCCCACUUUCUCAUCCCCUUGCCCAGCUGCUGUGCAGUGCUGCAGCCUUUCCCCAAUGCUCACAGCAGUGCAGCUUUGCUGACUCCACCUUGGAUGGAGGUGGCACUUGGUGCAACCCCUGCAGGCAGCACCCUGCCCCUUAGCCCAGUGCAGUGCUGUGGGUCUGAUCCGUAAACCUCUCUGUGUUAGAAUAAGCAGCUCUUUGACCUGCUCUGCUCUCCUUCCCAACCAAAACUGUGCCUGUUUCCAUUGUGUGAUCCUUCCUAUGCCCCAGUGAGCAAAUCCCAAUUCCUUUGUUAUAAGGCCAGGGCUGAAGCUCUGCAGCUGGAGGUGGCAGCCUUUGGAAGCUGUGAUGUGUUUUCUAUUCCACGUGGGGGGUCCGAAAUUAAAAUGCAGUGCAAAAUGAUGUUGCGUUCUUUUUUUAAGAAGCACAAGCUGUGUUUGGGAUGAUUUUUGUAUCUGGAGUUUUUCAUGUACACAAUGUGAGCAAAUUUUUUCAUUUUGAUCAAAGUGAUCAUUUCAUUUUCGUAAUAAAAGCAAUUCAGCCGUUCU